This is a messenger RNA of Aphanomyces astaci, 1659 nucleotides long. RefSeq lists its product as hypothetical. Gene Ontology annotation, cellular component: vacuolar membrane. Gene Ontology annotation, molecular function: amino acid transmembrane transporter activity. The record is from RefSeq and is a predicted model, not a curated record. Gene Ontology annotation, biological process: amino acid transmembrane transport. The coding region runs from base 478 to 1356 and encodes 292 amino acids. The transcript has 6 exons. Lineage: Eukaryota; Oomycota; Saprolegniomycetes; Saprolegniales; Verrucalvaceae.
GUCGAAAUGGAACUUGUGGCGCCGUUGCUACUACCGGCAACUCGCCAGCAUGCACAACAUCAAGAUGACGGCGACAAAAAGUAUCAUCUCCAGAGAGAUGGAGAACAGCACAAGAACACCUGGGUCGACAGCAUGUUUAUCGUUGUCGCCAACGUCGUGGGCAUCGGCGUCCUGGGCCUGGCCCAUGCCUUCGCCAAGCUGGGAUGGAUAUGGGGAUUUGUGUUGCUCGUGUCAACGCUGGCAGGUUCUCUCUACAGCGGCAUCCUCAUGACUCGCAUGAAGUGCCGCGUCCCUCACGCGGCCGUGUUUGCCGACCUUGGAUACGAAGCGUUCGGAAACCUCGGCAAGGCAUUCAUCACGCUCUUUGCGUACACGUACAUCACCGGCGUCUGCGUACGUCCACGCGCACAACCUGCCUUCGUCCAUCACGUUGUGUAGUUUUCGUUUCAGCUGACAGCGUCACUAUUCCUUCAAGAAAUGACCAACGGCCUCUGCUUUGUCUACUGCGCCCUCAUGGUCACUGCGCUCGUGCUUCCAUUAGCGCAAUACCGCAACUUUGCCGAAAUGAACUCGAUCGCCGUGGUUGGCGCCGUGUCGAUCAUUGUGCCCAUCCUACUCAUCCUGUUGGAAAUCGCGUUGAAAGGCAACGUCCAGCCCACCACCACGUCGUGGGUGACGAACGCAUCGUUUGAUGCUGCUGUCGUGGCCUGUAUGGACGUGGUGUUUGCAAUGGCGGGACAUGUGUUUUUUGUGGAAAUCAUGUCGGAAAUGCGCGACCCGCGGGAAUUCUCCAAGUCGAUUGUCGCCGCCACGUCAUUCUUCACGGUCGUGUACGUGCUCAUGGCCGUGGUCGGGUAUUACUACGUGGGCGCGGUGGUCAUGAGCCCCAUCACAAGCAACCUCUCCAGCAUCAACAUGCGCCGGUGGUGCUCGAUGUUCAUCUUGUGUCAUGUCGUGGUCGCGUACGUGAUGGCGGUGAUGGUGCUCGCGCGCGCGAUCGAGCAGCGGCUGUUCCAUCGACCGCCCGAGCAAAGCAAGCAUGCGUCCGUGGAGAAUCGAGUCGCGUGGCUCGGCAUCACAGCUGCCGUCGUGUUUACCAGUUUCUUCGUGUGCAACGUCGUGCCGUUCGUCAACGACCUGCUUGGUUUUGUAGGCGCCCUCAGCGGCGUCACGACGACGUACGUGUUCCCGUUCCUACUCGCACCGGUGAUUCUACGAGACGACAUGACGCGGGGGCAUGCACGGUUGCUCCAAGGCAUUGCUGUCGCCAGUACCCUUGUCGCCGUUGUGGGAGUGAUUAGUUCCGUGCAUCGUAUGGCGAAUUCGUACCAGACAAGGCCCCCCUUCUCAUGUUAAGACAUACCAAUCAUGUAAUAUAGCUGCUUGUUUGGUUAAUCUCGCAGGAAGGACGAGGUCGGUCGGAGUUGUGAUGAGGCACGGGGAUUUGUGUCGGAUCCAUCCUGGAAAGUCCCUGGGACGCUGGAAGAACUGGUUGAUACCGCAGCUCGUCUGUGUUGGAGAUGGUGUGGUUGGGACAUUGAUCGACGCUUGUACUCGUCGAUCUCUUCCUCCAAGUCUUCCUUCACAUCGAGCCGCGUCGGUUCUCGUCGAAGCAUUGACGGUGAGGGAGGUUGGGUGCACGACGACCGCAAUCUUGAA